GCCGCGUGGACCUCUUUACAAAAACAAGCCCAUCCUAUCAUUGAUUCAGAUUCCACAUUCUAUAAUUAUGUGUGACAGCAAUCCGAUGGACUUGUGUUCUCUGAUCUUUACGUAAUCUUGUACUUGCGUAAUUUAACUAGUUUUUGGUAACUGUUGUGUAUCUGGAUUAUUAAGCGAGGAUUUCUCUUGCGCUGUUUAUCGACUCCAUCCCUGCACCCGAUGUCCUUGCAUUAGACCGAGGAUACUGGAAGUGACAGUUCAGUGUAAACAUGUGUCUGAAGCGCCCACUGAAAAGGACCACAUAGUCUCGUAAGCCUUCAAUUAGCAAUGCCUGGGAUUCCUCCAGCUGCUGUUCCAUGCUGUUUUGUGAGGACGGAACAAUAGAGGACUAAUCCUUGACUGCGACUCACUGCUAUCAUGUUGCCUCCUCCAAGCAGAGCAAGAGACUACCUGCUGGACCGCUCCUACUGCAUGAGCAACCAGGUGAGGUGGCCCCUCUACCUCUCCCUGGCUCUCCUCUGGUUGCCCGUGGCCACAGGGUCCACCCUCAACUGUCACAAGACCUGCAUCUGCACCAGCAACAUAGUGAGCUGCUCCAAAAUGAACCUGACCACCGUUCCUCGAGGGCUUCCUCUCUACAUGGCCGUGCUGGACCUGAGCUAUAACGACAUUGCUCGCCUGCGGGCAGACUGGACCACAAUCAAACUGGUGAAGCUCCACAACCUCCUGCUCAGUCACAACGGCCUCCACUUCCUGUCCUCUGAGGCCUUCCUGUACGUCAAGCAGCUGCGCUACUUGGACCUCUCCUCCAACAACCUCCACCAGUUGGACGAGUUUAUCUUUGAGCCUCUGGUGAAGUUGGAGGUGCUUCUCCUUUACAACAACCACAUAGUUCAGAUAGAUCGUACAGCCCUCACAGGCCUGCUGAGCUUGCAGAAGCUCUACCUGAGCCAGAACCAGAUCUCACGCUUCCCCCUGGAGCUGGUCAAGGACAAGAGCCGUCUGGAGAAACUCAGCCUUCUGGACGUGUCAUCCAAUAGGAUCAAGGCCCUCCCCAUUGAGGAGCUGCAAGUACUGCCUGCCUGGAUCAAGAACGGACUCUACUUCCAUAAUAACCCCUUGCUGUGUAGCUGUGACCUAUACAGCCUGCUGGCCCACUGGCACAUCCGCAGGCUCAACUCAGUCCUGGACUUUAAGGACGACUACACCUGCAUCCUGCCGGACUCUCAGAAAACCAGCGUGCGAGCGUUCGACCUCAAUGGAGACUGGAUGAACUGCAGCACCUUCAGCGAGACAGAGCAGGAGACCUAUCUGGAACAGACCCUGCUUCUCAGCUGCGACACCAAGACCAGGUACAUGUCCAAGACCUGGGUGUUGCCCGGUAACGUGGUGGUGUCGCCUGGGGCCAAUCUAAGCGCCAAGGUCCUCCCGGAUGGUAGUCUCAAGAUCAGCCCGAUACGGCCCGAUGACGGGGGGACGUACACGUGCUUUGCGGUAAGCGAGGUCCUCAACGAGACUAUCUACGUGCAGGUGAAGGUGCACAACUUCACGCUGAACGGGGGCGGCGAGAAUCUAAACACGGCCUACACCACCUUGGUGGGUUGCCUGGCAAGUGUGGUGCUGGUUAUCAUCUACUUGUACCUGACGCCCUGCCGAUGUUUCUGCUGCCCUGGCAAGGGCAAGAACCACCGGGAGGACAGCAUCCACUCAUCGAUGCUCAGUGCCACACCUACCCACGACGACCCCGCCCAAAAGGCUGACCUGAACAGGCACGUUGCUUUCAUAGACCCAAAGGACCUGCAGGGCCAGAACGGCAACGUCAACCCCAACGGGGAGGAUGAGGAAAUGGAUGAGGAGGCCGGUAUGUUGGGGAAGGGCCGGAGAAAGAAGUCAGUGGCAGAGUCCAUCAGCUCGGUGUUCUCAGACACCCCCAUGGUGGUCUGAGAUGGUACAGACCUAAUGAAGUGUGGGACACGUGAACACAGAACUUACCUGGUGCAAUUUCAACCAUGUCGACAAAGCUAAACUGUGACUUUCUGGAAGUGGAGAUUAUGGACAGAAAACCAUUUCCUUCUACAGACCACUACCCUGAGAAGUCAGAGGCUUAAAGGGGAAUAUUAAGCCAGUUGCCUUGGUAAUUAACAAGGACAAUAUAUAUACCUUUCCAGCAUUUUAAUCUGUAGCACUUACAUAUACAUACUGUGAAUGCCUGUCAGUAAGUGGGCUGUAUUCCCAUGAUAAGUGAUAAGCUUUACCGUUGGUAUUACACUUCCUCUACUCACCAAGAGACGUGUUGAUUGGUGGAUAAACAGGAAGCACUUGAUAAUGAGUUUAGCAAAGAAAGUAGGAAAAAUAAUCCAGUCAUUAAAAUGAGCCUUGUAGACUCAUAUUUAGAUGUAAAACUACAGUGAAUCUUUUGUAGUUCUCAGCACAUACGAUAGGUGUAGACCACUUCACUCCUGUCCAGACUCAUAGAGACGUGAUGACAUCGCCAGGUUAGGAAUAGUUAUAAUCGGUGAGUCAUGUAGAGCAGGAAGGCAUGCCAUGAACACACAUCAUAUUCAGACCCAGACAGCGUGGGAGAGAAGAAAAUGUAGCGCAUAUAGAUAUACGUGUAUGGCUUAACCUCCUCGAGGAUAGCUGACGAGGUCAGAUAGUUGUUCAUAAAUGAGAUAGCAAUAGCACAAUAAAAAGUGACCGAUCAUGUUUGUGAUCAUCCUGACUCAUUCUCAGAUGUUUAUUUACAGCUGUCCUCACUUAAGGAGGGUUCACUUCUAAGUUCACCUCUUGAGUACCAUUCAUAUUGCCUCUCACAUAGAUUUGCCUCACACUGAGAGAUGUCAUUUGAAUUAGAGAGAAACGAGUUCAGUCGUUAAACGCUGGGAUUAGUGAGUAAUAAUAGCAAAGCAAUGUAAUGCACAAAACAACCAUAUUGUUCAUUGUGUGUAUGCUCUUAGUUAUCUAAUGUAAACUGUAGGUUAUAUAUGUUUAAACCUUAGACACAGGUACACUGUAGGUACAGUGAAAAUAGAGACUGCUGGGAAAUUGUAAUGAAACUGUUUCCUGCUCAAGGUCUGGUAUCAUUGUCCUCACCAGUCAAGCAAAGGUAUAACAGACUGUUCAUAGUGCUGUCUGUCUAAGGUGCCAUGAUCUGCAGGUUCAGACUACUCCUUUGUCUUCUUAUAGCAUUAGCUUUUCUCAACAUGUUGUGUAAAAAUGUCAAGCCUUGUCAGUGGUGGAAAGGGUCCUUGAAUAAUUUUGUUGAAAAUGUCUGUACACCUUAGUGAUAUGUUGUCGUCGCUAUAAUUCACAAAGUUGAAGGAUCAUAAGUAUGUGUAGAUGAAUAGGGGUGUUGGUGAUUUGUAAGCAUCCUACUUUGGGUGUGUAUUCGGCAUAGCUUCCAUACCAGUGGUUAUGUGUUUUUCUUAAUAUUAUGGUCUACGUUGCCAUAGAUUUUAUAUAGACUGGUAGUCCUCUUUACAUACAAUUAAGAGGUCUAGGAAAUUUCAUAAUAACACCAGUCUAUCCUGUAGCCAGUACUCAUAACUAGCCAGUACGUAAGAGUUUGUGUGUACCUGAUUGAAGUAGCCCCAUUAUUUGAAGUUCCCUGAUAUCAGCAGAAAUUACCUGUGCACCAUAAAAGUGAUAGGCCCCCGUCAGUGUUACACUCAAUCAAAAGAAAGCUAUCUCCUUCAAUUUCCUCCAUUGAUUAUUGGGUCCAUUAUAAAUUAAAUUAAUUAUGCAAAUGUAUGGAGAGUCUCAUGCUGUGGAGCCUAAUUUAACCGGGUUUUGAACAGACGUCCAUAUCUUGGCAAAAAAAUAAAAGGAGUGAUUGUAUUACAGUGAGGGUCUUUGUCAUGACAACGAUGAGGCUAUGAAUUUCUAAAUGCUGGUGACAUCUUUUGAUGGGAUAAGGCUUCCUUAUGCCUGCCUAUCCGCUUACACAGACAGGGAUAUUGACAGAAGGUUUUCCUCAGCCACACUGAUACAAAGGCAUUCAUCUUUUACCCAUGUCCAUUGGCAGCCUUGAUUCACACACUUUUUUUUUUUAGUAUUUUAGCCAUCUGAAAGCCACCCUUUGUUGGAUUGUAAAGCAGUCAUUCAGUCAAGCAAUGAACACGAGGCCCUCGUGUUUGUGCUCUCUCAUUUGUUCAUGAGGGAAAAGCCUUGAGCUUACAAACAACAUUUGUUUUCAUACUGAGUCAUCUGAUUUCAGUCUGUGCCAAAAUACGGUUACAGUCAACCUGGGACCAAAUAGUAUUUCAAAUACACUUUUUUUCCG
Messenger RNA from Hypomesus transpacificus, 4282 nucleotides. RefSeq names its product adhesion molecule with Ig-like domain 1 (gene amigo1). NCBI's taxonomy places the organism in Eukaryota, Metazoa, Chordata, Actinopteri, Osmeriformes, Osmeridae. The coding region runs from base 418 to 1944 and encodes 508 amino acids. Gene Ontology annotation, molecular function: protein binding. Gene Ontology annotation, biological process: brain development. The transcript is spliced from 2 exons. The record is from RefSeq and is a predicted model, not a curated record.